Cyprinus carpio (common carp) is the source of this 2378-nucleotide messenger RNA. RefSeq names its product sarcospan-like. The record is from RefSeq and is a predicted model, not a curated record. The transcript has 3 exons. The coding region runs from base 238 to 933 and encodes 231 amino acids. Gene Ontology annotation, cellular component: dystrophin-associated glycoprotein complex; sarcolemma. NCBI's taxonomy places the organism in Eukaryota, Metazoa, Chordata, Actinopteri, Cypriniformes, Cyprinidae.
UUUUCCAUAUUAGUUCAGAGUCCUUUCUGAUUCCGAAUAGCAGGGAUUGCAUAGGGAGAGAAGCCUCCAGUGAGGAGGGAGGGGAAGGGCAGGGCAAGGGAGCAGUCCAGCUAUAGAGAGCAAAGGAAACGGCAGGCGAGAUAGAAAAGGAAGGACAAACAGAUAGAGGGCGAGUACAAGAACGUCCGGUCGGCCUCAAAGGAAGAUUAAGAACCUCAGCACAAGACAGGAGGAAUUAUGGGGUCGGGGACGAGUCCGAUGGGGUCGACUGGAGGAGGCAGUGCAACCGCUGGCAAGGAGAAGCAAGCAGAAACUGGAGGCCUAGUGCUGGAGGAAGCCCAAAAAUGUUGUGGCUGCCGCUUUCCUUUGCUGGUCGCUCUGUUACAGCUUCUGCUGGGCAUCGCAGUAGCUGCUGUGGCCUUCCUAAUGGUUGCCAUUAGCUCCUCUCUGCUGGCCAGGGAGACGCCCCAUUGGGCCGGCAUCAUUAUGAUUGUGGUGUCUCUGCUGGGAUUCGUCCUCUUCUGCAUCACCAGAGUGCCUGAUGAGAGAGCGACGGCUCAAUUUAUUGUAAAGCUCCUGUACUUCUUUCUGUGCACGAUGGGGAUGGUCAUUUCCGCUGUGGUCAUUGCCUUCCAGUGCUACCAUUAUGCCCUGACUAACAGCUACAUCUGCAAGGAAAUGGGGGAGUACUGUUUGUGCACUCUGGACCCUGAGGAUCCCAUCGCCCGCACUUUCACCUACAGUGGUGUGACAGACUGCAGUGCUAUCGUAAGCACGCUACCCGUGUAUUACCUUCUGCAGAUGGUGCUGAACUUGGCUCAGGCUAUCGUCUGCCUGGUGGGGGCCUUCCUUAUAUGGAAGAAGAGGUACCAGGUGUUUUUCGCUGGGCUACAGACAGGAUCUCCUUCUACCCAGAAUUGGCAGAAAGUUUAGGGCACUGAGAGAUUUCUCUGGAGAAGUAAACAUGUGGAGCGUGGGAGUGUUUGUGCCUUUAGGGAAGAAACUGUUUGCUGCAGUGUCUGCCACAGUGGGAGUUUUAUGCCAUGCGACCUUUUAUCAAAGCAGUUGAAUGAGUCUGUUUGUAUUGCCAUAUUAUAAUAUUUCAGGAAGUUUUAUGCAAUCUUUAGAGUUAUUGUAUUUUUCUACAUGGGCUGUUUGAAAAUGUCCACUUGUUGAGGUUAACGGUUUAUUUUUAGCACUGCCAAGGAGAGUAUUUUUAUCUAUAAAACCAGUAAGUGACACAAAAGGAGACCUGACAUUUUAGGAAAAUGAGCGACACAAUCUGUUGCUGUGGUUGUUACUGUUGUGGUAAUGGCAUGCAUAAAAAUUUAUUUAAUUGUGUUUUAAGUAUUAAAAUUUGCUUAGUCAAAAAAAUUAAAAUAAAUAAAUAAAUGCAAUUAUUCACACAUUAACCUUUACCUUUUACUCUUUUUCUAACUUCAGGUGUGUUCAUUGUCCAUCGUUUCUGAGACAAAAUUCCUGGUGGCUCAUUUACUGUUGAUAUAUAUAUAUAUAUAUAUAUACACACACACACACACAUACAGAUUUAGGACUAGAUAUUUAGAUAUAAAGAUAUAUAUAUAUGCAUAAUUUUUUACAAAUAAAUUAUAGUUUAUCCUGUUAGUAAAAUAUUGGUUUAUAACUAUCUGUUAGACUUAUUUAUAAUUUCUAGUCUUUUAAUAAGUCAUAUUAAACACUAUGAGAAUACACAGGAGCAACCAUCUUUAACAUUUCUUAGAUGAAAUAUGAUUCCUAAAACAUAACACAUCAAAUCAUUGAAUACAGUACUGCUUUACCUGAAGAACUGUCUAGAGCACUUAAAAACAAAAGCACUGUGUACACAGCAGUCAGAAAUAAUAGGUGUGUCCAGUGAGGCUGGAGGGGCUUGUGGACUGAAGUCACAGUUCAUACAGCCAGUGAACAGCAGCCAGUCAUUCAGGGACUGGAGGGGUUCAAAGGGGUACUAAGACAAACAGCAGGUCACUGCCUCCACUUUCAUGCAAUGGAAGGGCAAACGGUCUUUAACCUUUUUUUUAUUUUACAUAGGUCUAUUGCAUAUUUUAUAUUUGUAGCCAGGUGAAAACUGAGCGAAUGUAAAGCCUGACAAUCAAGCCAAAAAGCUCUGUUUUUCAUCAAGUCCUCGUCAAUGAAGCUUGUAAACCAAAUGAAAAAGAUUGAGAGAUAGGAACACUUCCAACAGGAAGAGAGCUGCCUGAGGUGUUAAAAGAGUCUGUUGCUUUAAAGAGACCUUCAGUCUGGUGUUUGGAAGAAAUGCAACAUGAUGCUUCAGCACAGGAAAAAAAAAACACCCAUAAAUGUAAGCUUUGUAUGAGUCAUUUUUCCUUUGAGCUGAUUUCUAAUAAAAGGCAUUUGCAUAA